AAAAACAGUAGGUAAUCUGUAUCACACUCAAUGAUCUUCUUAUAAUGGGUAGUGGAGGGUAACCUUUAGUGUUGUACGUAUUAAUUUCUUUGCCUAUAUAAGGAUAUGUUCAUCCAUGAAUCUUUAUGUGCUAAGUGAAGCUCAAGUGAGAGAGAGAGAGAGUUUUGAGUUUUGUUAACUGAUCAAGCUCUGUUCCUACGGAGACUUGAGAAAGAAGAAAAAAAACAAUGGAUGGCAAGACGAGUUUAACUGUUGCGGAUGCAGUAGACUGCAAGGGUUUCCCAGCUGAUAGAUCAAAAACCGGUGGUUGGGUGCCUGCUGCACUAAUCCUUGGAAUUGAAAUAUGUGAGAGACUGUCAACAAUGGGAAUAGCAGUGAAUUUGGUGACAUAUUUGGGUGGAACCAUGCACCUCCCAAGCUCAACUUCAGCCAAUGUGGUCACUGAUUUCUUGGGCACAUCUUUCCUCUUGUGCCUACUUGGUGGCUUUUUAGCAGACACUUUUCUUGGCAGAUUCAAAACUAUUGUCAUCUUUGCCUCUAUUCAGGCACUUGGUACAGGCACACUGGCAUUAUCAACAAAACUACCAAACCUAAGGCCACCACCAUGCCAUUCAAAUAACAACUGCCAAGAAGCAAACGGAUUCCAAAUGGGAAUCCUCUACCUCGCAUUGUAUCUCAUCGCACUCGGGACAGGCGGUCUCAAAUCCUCCGUCUCAGGAUUUGGUACUGACCAAUUCGACGACAAAAACGAAGCUGAAAAGACACAAAUGGCCUAUUUCUUCAACAGGUUUUUCUUCUUCAUCAGUCUUGGAGGACUCUUGGCGGUUACAGUCCUUGUGUACAUACAAGAUGAAGUUGGUAGAAGCUUGGCAUAUGGGAUUUGUACGAUUUCAAUGUUCGUCGCUAUUGUGGUGAUCUUGUCGGGAAUAAAAAGAUAUCGGUACAAAAAGCGUCAAGGAAGCCCGAUUGUUAGUAUUUUUCAAGUACUUGUUGCGGCUAUAAAAAAGAGGAAUUUGAAUCUUCCUUAUGAUAUUCACAUGUUGCAUGAAAACACUCCUGAUGGUUCAAGGAUCCAUCACACGAAUCAAUUUCAGUGCUUGGACAAGGCUGCGAUUGUAGCAGAAGGAGAUUUUGUGAAAACUGGCUCGGGUUCUACGGUAAAUCCAUGGAAGUUGUGCACAGUGACCCGGGUGGAAGAAGUUAAAAUGAUGGCCAGGUUGUUACCGGUUUGGGCGACAACGAUAUUGUUUUGGACCGCCUAUGCUCAAAUGAUCACAUUUUCUGUCGUACAAGCAUCCACUAUGGAACGAACUGUUGGCGGGUUCAUGAUCCCUGCAGGAUCACUCACUGUCUUCUUUGUGCUCGCUAUAUUGCUUACUUGCGCUGUUUACGAUUGUUUGAUCAUCCCUUUUUGGAAGAAAUGGAAAGGAACACCAGGUUUCACUGAUCUACAAAGAAUGGCAUUAGGGUUGAUUCUCUCAACCUUAGGAAUGGCUGUAGCCGCAGUGAUUGAAAUGAAGCGAUUAUCGGUAGCCAAGUCCGUUGGUGGAAACACAACCGAAAACCCGUUACCAAUAAGUGUAUUCAUCCUCAUCCCUCAGUUCUUGCUAGUAGGCGCGGGUGAGGCAUUCAUAUACACUGGCCAGUUAGAUUUCUUCAUCACAAGAUCACCAAAAAGCAUGAAGACCAUGAGCACCGGGCUCUUUUUGACAACACUUGCACUCGGGUUUUUCAUGAGCAGUUUUCUGGUAUCCGUGGUGAAGAAGGUGACUGGAAGCCGUGACGGAGAAGGGUGGCUCGCGGAUGAUAUCAACCAUGGAAGAUUGGAUUGCUUCUAUGGAUUGUUGUCGAUUUUGGGUGUGAUAAACUUUAGUGUUUAUCUUGUGGUGGCAGCUUGGAACAAGAAAGAGGAUAAAACACCAAAAGUGGUGGAUGUGGUCUGAUUAUUAAUGACUCCUUUGAUUGUGUAUUUUUUUAUGUUCUUCAAUGUUGUUAUAAUGUUCAAGAAUAAUUAUAUGUAAUUUCGCUUGGUUAAGUUGUUAACCAUAUGAAAGCAAUUCAUGUGCAUCAUUGGAAAAUUGCAUAUUAUUAUGCACAUGAAAGAAGUUAUUUUUUGCAUCUUGUAUGAUUUAGAGUUCAAUAGUAUGAUGAAAAGAAUUAAUUGA
Messenger RNA from Helianthus annuus (common sunflower), 2165 nucleotides. RefSeq names its product protein NRT1/ PTR FAMILY 6.2. The coding region runs from base 228 to 1943 and encodes 571 amino acids. The record is from RefSeq and is a predicted model, not a curated record. The transcript is spliced from 6 exons. Gene Ontology annotation, molecular function: transmembrane transporter activity. Gene Ontology annotation, cellular component: membrane. Lineage: Eukaryota; Viridiplantae; Streptophyta; Magnoliopsida; Asterales; Asteraceae. Gene Ontology annotation, biological process: oligopeptide transport; transmembrane transport.